AUGGCGGAAGAAAAGAACAAGAAGAUCAUCAUUGCAUCCGACGACAGCGACGAUGAGCACUCAGGUGACACAGCUUCAGAUGAGCAGACGACAGACCUGAGUACGAUAUUGGACAAGCUUACUUUGGGACCCAAGAAGCAGAAGAAGAAACUAAUGGUCUUAAGUCUGAAUGGUCUACUUCUACACAGAGUUCAUAUAAAAAAUAUGUGUAAAAAGCCUAAGAACCGUACGCCAGAUGCUUCAUGUGGGCCAAAUCUUGUGUAUAAGAGGCCAUUUGCUGAAGAGUUUAUGAAGUUCUGUCUUGAGAGAUACGAAGUUGGGAUUUGGUCCUCUGCUUGCGAGUUAGAUCAAGAAAAGUGUACGGACAGUGGAUUUAAGACACUAGAGAACGGUGCUAAACCUAUGUUCUUCAAGGAUCUCUCUAAAGUGUUCAAGUGCUUUCAAGGGUUCUCUGCUUCAAACACCAUCUUCAUUGAUGAAGAGCCAUACAAAGCUCUUCUUAAUCCUGAUCAUACUGGUUUGUUCCCAUUCAGUUAUGAUGCUAAUGAUAAAAAAGAUGAUCUUCUUGAUCCAGAAAGAAAAUUCUGUGCUUACUUGGAUGAUCUGGCGAAUGCAUCGGAUGUUCAGGCAUAUAUAAAAGAGCAUUCUUUUGGUCAGUCAAUGAUUGAUUCUUCUCAUCCCGAUUGGAGUUUCUACAGCAAAGUUUCAAAGAUUGUCUCUUAUCUUGCGUGA
This is a messenger RNA of Eutrema salsugineum, 732 nucleotides long. RefSeq lists its product as uncharacterized. Bases 1 to 732 code for a protein of 243 amino acids. Lineage: Eukaryota; Viridiplantae; Streptophyta; Magnoliopsida; Brassicales; Brassicaceae. Gene Ontology annotation, molecular function: phosphoprotein phosphatase activity. The transcript has 5 exons. The record is from RefSeq and is a predicted model, not a curated record.